GAGGAAGAUGAAGUAUGAGAAAAAGAAAAAACCAAAUGCAUUCCCACUCACCCCUCUCUCUCUCUCUCUCUCUCUCUUGACCCCUUAAAUUUAAUGCAUAGAUUGAAAAUCUGAGCACCUUUCUUGUCUGCAGCUGCACUUCGAAAUAGAAAAUUUCUUUGCCCUUGAGAUUAUUACAGUGCACAAUAUCUUAGGUGAUAAUAUAAUGUUAAUAACUACAAAAUCUGCAAAGUAAACCCCGGUGUGUUGACACUAAAGACAAUGGGUCCAGCUGUAAUCUCCAGUUUAGCCUUUUUAGUCUACCCGGUCAGAGAAGCGAAAAUCCACAGUGUUUUUGUGUGUGUAUAUGUCAGUUACGUCUGUAUUUGUGGUGUGUAGAGAGAGAGAGGCAGCUGAGGAAAUAGAUGCCCUAACUCCCAAGCAUAAAUUUCGCUGUUUUUGUAUGAAUUUUGCUGUUUUGUUUUCUUGUUUGCAUUUGCAGAGCUCAAAAAGGGCCCCCCCUUAAAAGGGGUUUAAUUUCUUAGGGCUUGAGUGAUUCUUCUUAAAAGAGCUGUGCUUCAUUCUCACCAGCUGCUGAGUUGUUCAGAUUUCUCAAGAUUUUGGCUUUCUGGGUUCUUGAUCUGGGAUUCUUGAAGAAAAGAGGAGUCCUUUUUUCAUAUAUAUGUAUGAGACUGCAUUUUUGAUUAUAUGUCUAUGGAGCAAAUAAUUGAGAGAUCUCCUAAUGGGCAGAGGGUUUUCAGAGUUCAACCUCCACUGGUUGAUUCUGUAUCAUGUUACUGCAAGGUGGAUUCGGGGUUAAAAACAGUUGUUGGGGCAAGAAAAUUUGUCCCUGGUUCUAAGCUUUGCAUCCAACCAGAUAUUAAUCCUCGUGCACACAAGACAAAGAGCUCCCGUCGGGAGAGGAACAGGGUGCAGCCGCCACUUCUACCGGGACUGCCCGAUGAUCUUGCAAUUGCCUGUCUGAUUCGAGUUCCUCGUGUGGAACAUAAUAAGCUUCGUCUAGUUUGCAAGAGGUGGUUCAAGCUCCUAGCUGGGAAUUUCUUCUACUCUCUUAGGAAGAGUCUUGGUAUGGCAGAAGAAUGGGUGUAUGUAAUGAAAAGGGACCGUGAUGGGCGAAUCUCGUGGCAUGCUUUCGAUCCGACCUACCAACUCUGGCAGCCUCUUCCGCCCGUUCCACCAGAGUAUAGCGGAGCUCUCGGAUUUGGUUGUGCUGUACUUAGUGGUUGCCACCUGUACUUAUUUGGUGGGAAAGACCCACUAAAGGGAUCUAUGAGACGAGUUAUUUUUUACAGCGCUCGGACGAAUAAAUGGCACCGGGCUCCGGACAUGCUCCGCAGACGGCACUUCUUCGGUUCGUGUGUCAUUAACAACUGUCUUUACGUCGCUGGGGGAGAAUGUGAAGGAAUUCAAAGAACUUUGCGAUCCGCGGAAGUUUACGAUCCCAACCGAAACCGGUGGAGCUUCAUCGCGGAUAUGAGCACAGCCAUGGUGCCAUUCAUUGGGGUUGUAUAUGAUGGCAAAUGGUUUCUAAAGGGGCUUGGAGCCCACAGGGAGGUUCUGAGUGAAGCCUAUAUCCCAGAGUCGAACGCGUGGAGUCCAAUCAACGAUGGGAUGGUUGCUGGUUGGCGCAACCCGAGCAUCUCCAUGAACGGGAAGCUCUAUGCUCUGGACUGUCGCGACGGGUGCAAGCUGAGAGUAUAUGAUGAGGGGUCGGACACUUGGAACAGAUUCAUUGACAGCAAGCUCCAUCUUGGGAACUCUCGUGCCCUCGAGGCUGCUGCCCUCGUGCCUCUCAACGGGAAGCUCUGCAUAAUCCGCAACAACAUGAGCAUCAGCAUAGUGGACGUCUCAAACCCUGACAAACGAGUGGAGAGCAAUCCUCAGAUAUGGGAGAACAUCGCGAGUAAAGGCCAUUUCAGGAACCUAUUCACGAAUCUGUGGUCGAGCAUCGCUGGAAGAAGCGGAUUGAAGAGCCACAUAGUGCACUGUCAGGUGCUUCAAGCGUGAUGAGGUAUCAAUACUGUCCCCAAUUGUUUUGCGACGCGCUUCACUCUCUCCCCUGUUGCAGCGUAGAUUGUUGGUGCUGUUUCUUAGCACCUUUUUUGACUCAAAGUUGCAAUUCUGUGAUCUCUUCCUCGAUAAAUUUGAUGAGAUGCUGAGAAUAUGAGGGUGUGGAUGGUGAGGAGGAGUUGCUAUGGAAAAAAAAAUGCAGAAGAAAAGUAGUGAUGGGGUUAGGGUAUAGAAGAUGGAGGUAAGAUCACAUUACUACAUUCAUGAAACAGAGUGUCAGAUCAAAAACAUUUUUUUCUUUCUUUUUCUUUUUCCUUCUAAAUUUGUGUACAUUCUUGUUUAUUUCGACGUCUGUUUCAUGGCUUCUUCAUGCUUGUCAUCCUUUGUGAAUAUAAGUGCUCUAGUAAAAUGAAGGGAACAAAAGAAGUUUUUUAUUUU
Messenger RNA from Salvia miltiorrhiza (redroot sage), 2448 nucleotides. RefSeq names its product F-box/kelch-repeat protein At1g55270. The record is from RefSeq and is a predicted model, not a curated record. The transcript has 2 exons. Gene Ontology annotation, molecular function: protein binding. The coding region runs from base 688 to 2007 and encodes 439 amino acids. NCBI's taxonomy places the organism in Eukaryota, Viridiplantae, Streptophyta, Magnoliopsida, Lamiales, Lamiaceae.